CCCUUUAAAACGCGCAGUGAUGAUGAGGCUCUGAACGGGCUCGCGCUCAACGGGAGGCACGCGACAUAUAUAUGUUUUUAUUUCUAUUUACUGCAUCAUAAAUACAUGGACCUGAUUAUUGUGCAUUGGCGUGUCGUUCAUUUUAACCAUUUUAUUUACAAUAGCGUAGCCCAACUCAGGAAAACAGAAAUGAAACGGCGCUUUUUCAAGGACGCAAGCUUUGUCCCCUCUGGAAAUUGAUUUCUACAAAAUUACGUUUUGUAGUUAUGUUGUAAGUCACAAAAAGGAAACAUGCUCAUCACUGCGGUUUACAGCCGCGCUUUUGGCUGUUUGCCUCGUAUGGCGCAGGUCGCUGUGCGGAUGUAGGUCUCUGCUUUAUGUUCACGCCGCACACUGCUCAUCAUGCCCAGGGCUUUCCGGAGACUGGUCCAUCUGGUGCUCUUCUGUCCCUUGUCCAAAGGAGUUCAGACCCGCCUCCCUGUGAUCAAGGUGAAGUACCUGCUGCUGGCAUGGCUGGGCGUCCUCAUCACCAGCUGGGUCCUCUACAUGCAGUAUGCCUCUUACUCUGAACUCUGUCGUGGCCAUGUCUGCCAAAUGGUCAUAUGUGACCAUUAUAAAAGAGGCAUCAUCUCUGGCUCAUCUUGCAAGGCUUUGUGCGAUCAAAAAUCACUGACCAUGCAGCGCUGUAUGACCACAACCUCAACACAUCAGAUCUACAGUGGACUGUGGAAGGAGAGACCUGUUAUUAUUAAGUGCGGUCUUGAAGAUACGGUCAGUGCAGACGGGAUCCCAGAGUCUGGACUGAGGCAUGAGCUGAGUUUAUUUGACAAACCAACACGAGGGACAUCGAUGGAUGAGUUUAAAGACAUGCUGCACACGUUUCUAAAGACUAACCUUGGAGAGCAGUCGUCUUUAAACACCUUAGUGGAACGGGUUAUUACACUGGCGGAUAUUAACCAGGAUGGUAAAGUGUCUCUCGCAGAGGCAAAAUCCAUUUGGGCUCUUCUCCAAAUCAAUGAAUUCCUCCUGAUGGUGGCGCUGCAGGAGAAGGAGCACACUCCCAAGCUGCUGGGUUUCUGCGGUGACCUAUAUGUGACUGAACGAGUGGGCCAUAGUUCACUGUAUCGAUUAGAGGUGCCCCAUUAUCUGCAGGCUCUGGUCCCUGAGGCUCUGAGCUCCGGUUUGAAUCACUGGCUCGCUCCAACUUGGCCUCGCAGAGCACGUAUUACCAUCGGUUUAUUAGAGUUUGUAGAAGAAGUUUUCCACGGUUCAUACGGAAGCUUUUUAAUUUGCGAUGCCAGUCCUCAUCACAUCGGCUAUAACGUCAAAUAUGAUUGCAAAAUGGCCAACCUGCGCAGUGUGGCUUCUGAGGCAGUGGUGCGAGGUUAUCUGAAAGGACGGCACUGUGAAACCAACGCAGACUGUACUUACGGACGUGACUGCACCGCCACCUGUGACAGACUGGUGAAACAGUGCAACACAGAAGUGGUGCAACCCAACCUGGCAAAGGUGUGCGUGCUGCUGCAGGACUUUCUGUUAUUCGGUGCACCAUCAGAUGUGCAUGGAGAUUUGGAAAAGCAACUCCGAACCUGCGUGACGCUUAACGGACUGGCAAGCCAAAUGGAAGUUCACCACUCACUAGUUCUUAAUAACUUAAAAACACUGCUGUGGAAGAAGAUUUCAAACACGCAGUACUCAUGAGAACUUGCCAGCUUAAGACACAGAUAGUAAUAAUUAUGUAGGCUAAAUGUACAGUUUUAGAGGGGACUAUUGACAAUGUAUUUUCUUGAAUUACUGUGAAUAUCAGGAAGCUGUGAAACAUGAUUAAAACAACAGAAUAUUCUCAG
This is a messenger RNA of Periophthalmus magnuspinnatus, 1847 nucleotides long. It is a transcript of the gene dipk1b, whose product is annotated as divergent protein kinase domain 1B. The record is from RefSeq and is a predicted model, not a curated record. The transcript has 5 exons. Bases 403 to 1701 code for a protein of 432 amino acids. Lineage: Eukaryota; Metazoa; Chordata; Actinopteri; Gobiiformes; Gobiidae.